Cryptotermes secundus is the source of this 895-nucleotide messenger RNA. Its product is annotated as zinc finger protein 614-like. The coding region runs from base 139 to 612 and encodes 157 amino acids. Gene Ontology annotation, molecular function: RNA polymerase II cis-regulatory region sequence-specific DNA binding; DNA-binding transcription factor activity, RNA polymerase II-specific. Gene Ontology annotation, biological process: regulation of DNA-templated transcription. The transcript is spliced from 4 exons. NCBI's taxonomy places the organism in Eukaryota, Metazoa, Arthropoda, Insecta, Blattodea, Kalotermitidae. The record is from RefSeq and is a predicted model, not a curated record.
GGCUGUUGCAGGGAUAAUUUUCCCAAUUUUACUUAAUCCAUUCAAACAAAAUCAUAUUUAGAAUUUUUACAAACUUGUCGACAUUCGUACAGUUAUUUAAACGUAGACUUGAGGUGCAAGUUUCGUAUAAGGACGAGAAUGUUCUGCCUUCCAAUGCAGGAAACAGAUGUGAAUAUGUCGAAAUUUCGCUCCCUUCUCUAUCACUGUGAAAAAUUAUUGAAGCAGCAGCAACAGCAACAACCAAAAUUCUCGAAGGUAUCAUCAUUUUCACCAAAAAUUGCAACAAGGGACCCAGUCCUCAUCAUGGCCGCCAAUACUUCACGUACGGGAGAACUGGCCUCGGAUUCCAGUCUGAAUAACCCAAUACUGGAAGCUCCUUCAGGCAUCAGUCCGCUGCCCUCAACCUCGCACUCAGAAGAGCCACAGCAGGUCAACAAGGUCACACACAGAGGGACUCACAUGAGCACUCACACCGGAGAGAAGACUUAUUUGUGUGAAACUUGUCACACGAACUUCACUACAUCUAGAAAUCUCGACAGGCAUAUGAAGAUCCACGGUACACAGGAACACGUGUGCAAGAAGCCGGGCUGCGGAAAAAAAAUUCACAAAUAGAAGAUAUCUGAUGAACCAUAUGCGCCGUCACGAUGGAGCGAAGUCGUAUGCUUGUAAUUUUCCAGAAUGUGGGAAGGCAUUCAGCACCUCAUACCAGCUGAAGCGACAUAAUAAAACCCACACCGGAGAAAAGCCAUUUGAAUGAGGCAUUUGUAAAAAGUGCUUCUCCGAAACAAGAAAUCUCAGAAAAGACAUGAAUAUUCAUACUCGAGAGGAACACGUGUGCAUGAAGCCGGGCUGCGGAAAAAAAUUCACAAAUAGAAGAUAUCUGAUGAACCAUAUG